GCGCCUUCCCACAGUGCUCCACGAGAGUCGCUAUGGAGGCCGGCAGGACCGCGGUGUUGCGCGUGAAGCGGAAGCGUAGCGCGGAGCCUGCCGAGGCUCUCGUGCUGGCCUGUAAACGCCUCCGGAGCGGCGAGGUCGCGUCGUCUGCUCAGGAGACGCGGGAGGGUCCGGAGACAGCGGCUGAGAGCAACGUUUUCCAAUUGGUUGCUACCGUGCGCUCCCAGGAAGAGCCAAUCCAGCAGCUUGUGCGGGCCGCCCUGCGCCCGUCCCGGAGCAGCCAGCUGCGUAUUCGCCGCGAUCUUCGUGCCUCGGUUCGCGAGGUCCGUAAAGAGGGCCGCUACAAGGUAGUCUCCAGCCACCGAUCUUCUGGGAUCUCCGGUAGUUUGGAGCCCCAGUGUGUGUCAGAAGCCGUCGGGGAUGCAGGCUUCCAGCUGCUGGACCUGGUCCACGAGGAGGGAGACCCAGAGGCGGCUGCCACAGACUGCUGCCAAACCUGUGAUCCAGAUGUGAUCCUCUGCAAUUCAGUAGAGUUGAUCCGUGAGAGGCUGACUGUAUCUGAAGAUGGACCACAAGUGGAACAUCAGAAGGAACCAAAGCAUAAUGAUGACUAUGUAUAUGACAUUUACUAUAUGGAGAUGGCCCCUCCAGGAUGGAUUGAAAACAUCUUAUCUGUGCAGCCCUACAACCAGGAGUGGGAGCUGGUGAAUGAUGAUCAGCAACCAGAAGACACAUAUGAUGAUGAAGAUGAUGAAAACAGUGAAAAUAAUUGGCGCAAUGAGUACCCAGAUGAACAAAGCAGUGAUGGAGAUGAAGAUUCUAGAGGUUCUAAUGAAUACAACAGCUUCAGUGAGGAGGAAAGAGACAGCAGGCACUUGAUGUGGAGCAAGUACCCUUUGGAUGUGCAGAAGGAGUUUGGCUAUGAUAACCCCCAUGAUCUGGAUUCAGACUGAUGGUCUCGUGAGAUUCUUCCACAAGCCCUUGAGGGCUUGGUGACUGCACUACCAUCAUCUUAGGAUGCUUAACUGAACACGUAGAAAGAAAAACCACCCCAGCACAGUAAAGACUUAACUAAGUGCUAAGUGAAGCCAAGAAUGCUGGCUCAUGCCUGUGAUUUCCAGCAUUCAAGGAUCUGGGAGCAAAAGGAGCACUGAAAAUGCAAGACUAGCCUAGGCUACAUAGAAAGUUCUAGGCUAACCUGGGCAAAAUAAGAUUCUAUUAAAAGAAUAAAAAUAGUAAGUGAUCCUACAGUCUGAAAAAUAAAAUGAUGUAAAACCUCCAGCUCAGGUGGUUUUUCCGUCAUUCUACUUCUGUGCUCAAGCCUAAAAGGAGCUUGUGAGAGGAAGCACCUUACUUCAUCAGCAGUAUAAUUUACCUUCCCUACUGGAGUGCCUGCCUCCAGUGAAGCUUGUUUUCUUUGAUGGAGGUCAUCUCUACAAGGGCAACAGUGGCUCCCCUGCCUGAGCUAUGGGAGAUCCCACCCCACCCCUGGACUUUGAUAAUGGUUGUAAUGACUGCUCUCAUCUUUCGACAGUGGUGCCAAGGAACAGUAUUAUGUGAUAUUCUUUAAUAAAAAAUAACUUUAUACACA
Messenger RNA from Onychomys torridus (southern grasshopper mouse), 1588 nucleotides. RefSeq names its product solute carrier family 7 member 6 opposite strand (gene Slc7a6os). Gene Ontology annotation, biological process: developmental process. The transcript is spliced from 5 exons. NCBI's taxonomy places the organism in Eukaryota, Metazoa, Chordata, Mammalia, Rodentia, Cricetidae. The coding region runs from base 33 to 950 and encodes 305 amino acids. The record is from RefSeq and is a predicted model, not a curated record.